Pseudomassariella vexata is the source of this 1712-nucleotide messenger RNA. Its product is annotated as Snf7-domain-containing protein. Gene Ontology annotation, cellular component: cytoplasmic side of plasma membrane; multivesicular body; ESCRT III complex. The transcript has 2 exons. The coding region runs from base 211 to 1656 and encodes 481 amino acids. NCBI's taxonomy places the organism in Eukaryota, Fungi, Ascomycota, Sordariomycetes, Amphisphaeriales, Pseudomassariaceae. Gene Ontology annotation, biological process: vesicle budding from membrane; late endosome to vacuole transport via multivesicular body sorting pathway. The record is from RefSeq and is a predicted model, not a curated record.
UGGAAGCUACUCUGGUCGCCCAAGCCGCAUUGUUCACAAAGCCUUCUGGCGUCAGCCUGCAAGUACUAACUCUAGGUCGAGGGUAGAGUAUAAAUCGAGACAUUCCAUCGAGCUUCACAAAGACCUGGGCCUGCGAGCUGUGUGCCAUCCACCCACUACGCGAUAGGAGCUUUCCGUCUCAACCGGAGCUCCAGCAUCGAACCUAAAGCAAUGAGUGAACUUCUAAACUACCUCCUAGAAAACGAGGCGGACUUUCGGAGAGCCCGCCUUCCAGCCCUCUAUGCUGACUUCAAUACCCUCCGAACCCUCAAUCCCGAUGGUUUCAUCGCCAACCUGUCCGCGUGGAAACGGGGACUGGCAUCUGCAGCCUUAGCCGGACACAUCCCGUCUCGUUCCUCCCCGAACAGGAAUCAUUUCACGCUCGAGCUCGAUGACUCCCUUUUCCGAUCACUAGAAAGUAAACAAUACGGGCUGCCGCUAGCUUUAGGGACAGUCAUGCAGGACGCGCUCACCAAUGGGGAGAUCAUGCCCUUGCAGCAGUUCCUGAAGAGCAAGGACAGUGUGUACUCCAAAGGAUGGGGAGGCGUGCCAUGGAGCGUGCUGUGGUGGGGUCUGCGACAAGUCGGGCUGGUUGGGGCACCGGGCGCAGACGGACGGAUGCCGAAGGGUGUCUUUGUCGUGCUGGGCAAUCUGGAGGAAGGCGCAAAGAUAUUUAGUGACAAGACGAGGAGUCGGACAUCAAGAUUCGAGAGGACAUUUUCCAAAGCGCAUUUCCGGCGGACGUUCGAGGCGACGUUGAUGGGCGACCAGACGCUAUCAGAAGCCGACUUCGAGGUCCUGGUCAAAUUUUUGAGUAGGGACAAAGGCAUUCUGGCUACGAAUGGAUUUAUAGUCAAAAUACGCAGUUCCGAGACGGAGGAUGCCAUGAUUACCGAGGAGGAUUCCGCGAUUGCGAGCUUAAAGGAGUUGGUGGAGGACCUGACGAAACAGACCGAAGUCCUCAGCAAGAGGAUAGAGGAGCUCAACAUCAACGCGCAGGAUGCCGUCAGGAAGAAGAAUCGGGUCUCGGCACUGGCAGCGCUCAAGUCCAAAAAGCUGGCCGAGACGAAUCUGUCGACACGCUACGUGACGCUAGGCCAGCUCGAGGAGGUGGCGGCCAAGAUCGAGCAGGCGUCCGACAAUGUGCAGCUUGUCAAGGUGAUGCAAUCCAGCACCGUGGCCCUGCGGAAUAUGAACGCCGAGAUUGGGGGAGCAGACAGGGUUGAUGAGGUCCUGGAUAGCCUGCGCGAGCAGAUGGGCGAGGUAGAUGAGGUAGGCAACAUUAUUGCCGAGGUUGGACCGGGCGCCACCGUUGACGAGGCGGAGGUGGAUGAAGAGUUCGAGGCCAUGUUGGCUGAGGAGCGGAAGAAGGAGGAAGCAAUCGAGAAGGCUCAGAGGGAAGAACAGCAGGAGAAGGAGGCAGAUGAAACGCGGAAACGGUUGGCAGAGUUGGAGAAGUUGGGGCCUGUAGGAGGUAAGGAAGGGGAAGGAAAGGAUGGGAAGAUAAAGGACGCGAAUAAGCAGAAAGAGCAGGGCGCGGCCACGUCGGUCUCUACAGCGGCUGGGAAAUUGGACGGCAUGUCGAUAGAAGAGCCUCUGCGGGUGCCCGCAGAGUAGCGUCCCAAUAUACCACGUUCAAGGAGUGCAUAGCAAAAAUGUAACAAAUCACAGAG